AUGAGACUACUGAAGCCCCUGUGGGUUACUCAUGGCUCACUGUCAAAGGACCAGAGUAUUGAUCGACCUAUCUACAGUUUAGACAUUCAUCCCGACGGUUCUCGAUUGGCUACUGGUGGCGUAGUAGAUACUUGUGGUGUCGUGAUCCUUUGGAAUAUGGUUCUUAUCCGUGACCCUAGUCUGGAAACGGACUCCAAUAUUCCAAGAAAACUGUUCCAGAUGGAUAGUCAUCAAGAUAUUAUCGAUUUGGCCUGGUCACAAGACGGACGAAAGUUAGCCUCAGCUAGUGUGGAUAACAAUGUGAUUGUCUGGUGUCGGCAGAGUACGGGAACCGGUGCUCCUGGGCAAUUCGCACUGCUUACCACAUUACGUGGACAUCACGGAUUUGUCAAAGGCGUUGCAUGGGAUCCGAUCGGACGGUAUUUGGCCACACAAGGUGACGAUGUUGCGGUCAAUGUUUGGCGCACCUCCGACUGGCAAAUUGAAGCGAAUAUUAAGAAACCGUUUGCAAAGGCUACUGGACAGAGCCAAGUGAUGCGUAUUUCAUGGAGUUUAGAUGGAUCCACAAUUGCUGCUCCUCAUGCCAUUAAUAACGGCUUUCCAACAGCCAAGUUGAUCGAUCGAACCAAUUGGAUGCCCAGUCUCGAUCUGGUUGGACAUCGUAAGCACGUGACAUGUGCGAGAUACAAUCCGAAUGUGUUCCGCAAAAUGACAAAUGGGGAAUCGCACGGUGACGAUAAACCAGACAACAGCAAUGAUCGAAUGGGUCAACUCAGGGAAAUCGUUUCGGGGGUCAUGAGUUGGAAUUCCGUCACCAUCACCAUCUCCUAG
Molecule: messenger RNA, 831 nt
Organism: Echinostoma caproni
Lineage: Eukaryota; Metazoa; Platyhelminthes; Trematoda; Plagiorchiida; Echinostomatidae
Source: the annotation of a GenBank genome assembly